This is a messenger RNA of Aplosporella prunicola CBS 121167, 804 nucleotides long. RefSeq lists its product as uncharacterized. The transcript is spliced from 4 exons. NCBI's taxonomy places the organism in Eukaryota, Fungi, Ascomycota, Dothideomycetes, Botryosphaeriales, Aplosporellaceae. The record is from RefSeq and is a predicted model, not a curated record. The coding region runs from base 1 to 804 and encodes 267 amino acids.
AUGGGCCCAUACACAGAGGUGGCGAUUUUUCGACGUUUCGGCUCUUUGAACAUGAUAAAUUUGCUAUUUCUGCAGGCAGAACUUGUGGAACUUGAGAGAAAAUACAAAGAUAUCUAUCUAUUUGACGCCAAAGGCGCACCGGGAAUCCCUGCUCAACCUUUUUCACAUAAUUUCAAGAGCCUAAGAGAGUCCGACAAGACAACAAAUCAUGAGCAGCUUGAUAUGCUGAAGGAAAUUCAGUUGAAACUGGCAGCUUACAACACUGCCCUUUUGCACGCAUCUAAGCUAUCCCAACUGAGGAAGCCAGAGGCAGAUGAUCUUCGGGUCUUGCGUGAAUGGUUAGUUACUACAGAAGGGGGCCCCUUUCUACGCGUAACGGAAAAUGGUACAUGGGACGAUGAGAGGGACCUCGUUACCAUAAAUCCUCAGCUUGCGGAAGACGAAGUAAUUGUUCCUUGGUUUACAAACGGAUUCCUGGACAUUUACCACGCUUUUUUUGGGAGUAGAAGCCGAAGCAGAAAACGAGUCGAUGAAGAGAACAUACUCGUUUACGAUGAUACGCAUGUUGAACGUGUCAAUAAGAUCAUGAUCACCAUUAUAGCUUCAAUUCUUCCUACUAUCGCUAUCAUCGUUCUCUACGCUGUCAAGGAUACCUGGCGAAGGGUAUACAUUAUGAUUGGCUUUACGGCGGCUUUUGCUUUCUCCCUUGCCAUAUUCACUCCGGCUAGGAGAUUGGAAAUCUUCGCUUCUACAGCAGCUUUCGCGGCGGUUGAGGUUGUUUUCAUCGGUAGUGUGGAUUCUUGA